CAUGCUGCACGUGUACAAGGGGGAGUGGGGUCUGCCGACCAUUGAUUUUGAAUGUUUACGUGCCCUGUGUCUUCUGCGAUUCACCCGCUGUCCCAUGGACGUGGAAACGAAUGCGAAUCCCCUGCACUCUGGAGCCGGAAAGUUUCCCUAUCUGCAGAUUGGCAAAUGACAAA
Molecule: messenger RNA, 173 nt
Organism: Drosophila obscura
Lineage: Eukaryota; Metazoa; Arthropoda; Insecta; Diptera; Drosophilidae
Product: metaxin-1 homolog
Exons: 2
Coding region: 2-169 (55 amino acids)
Source: RefSeq, a predicted model, not a curated record